AUGAGUAAGGAUACCAAAGUAAACAAGCUCAAAAAUGAAGAAUUUAAAAUUUGGAAGAAGUCCGUUCCCUCACUAUACCAGCACGUAUCAUUUUUCAAACCUCAGUUGGAUGCUCGUUUAGGAGAUGUCCUGCAAUUUGAGAAAAGGUUUACCUUUAACAACGAAGUGAUACCAGACCAAAAGAGGGGAGUUCUAAACACAGGGUUGUUUUAUUCUGUGGGGAGUAAUAUUUACAAAUUGGAUUGUUCUUUGCCAUUGGGACUUCAACAUGGUGGAAACGAACAAGAAUUACCUGAUCCGCAGUAUAAUGAGGUCUUCAAACAGGUAGGUGGUGACACCUUUCCAAGUCCACAUUGGAUUUUGCCCGGUGAGACCAUUAUCAAGAUGAGCCCCUUGGAAUCAGGUGAAAAUACUCUACUGGCAUUAACAUCCACGGCAUCCUUAGCAUGGUUUAAAGAGGGUUCUAGGAAUCCGACGCAUAUAAUGCAAGAAAUUAUGGGUCCUAGCACCAGUUUUUCCAGUAUACAUUCUAUCAGAAAUUCCGAAUGUUUGGCAGUUUGUGAUUUUGAUCUCUCUAGGGACAAAAAAGAAUUGGUAAAAUGUCAAGCUGAUAGGAAAGAAGGCCAAAGUACCAUAAAAAUUGUAGACAACUCAGAUAAAGUUGGGACACCCCUUCGUCGUUUUAAUGUAGAAGCGUCAGUCAUCCAUUCGGUAAGCUUUUUGGAUAAUAAUCUCUACGUAACAUGUUCCGAUGAGAACGUGGUAAGUUUUUGGGACAAGAGGAGUGACUCACAACUUUGGUCAUUCACUGAUUCACAGGAUGGUAAUAUAACUAGUUUGAGUAGUUCAUCUCAGCUAGAUGGUUUUUUUGCAACUGGUACGGACGCUGGUGUUAUCAAAUUAUGGGAUUUGAGAGCUAUAAUGUCUCAACAACAAGAAAUGGUUAGUUUCUACCAUUCUAAUGAAGAUCCAGUGGUUGAUUUACAAUUUUCACCGACAAAUUCUACAGAAUUUUUAAGCGUUGGUAAGAGCGGUAAUGUUUACCAAUGGGAUACUGAUUUUUUCUUCACCAACGAAGAAGUUGAUGAAGAGGAUUUGCAUUUACAAUGUUUGAAGUUUCUUCAUACUGGUGGUAGUAGAAGAUCAAUAGGUGCCAAUGAUAAACGGAAUAUGGUAAACUGGCAUCCAGCAAUUGACCAAUUAGUAGGGACAAUUGAUAAUGAUUGUUCAAUUGCGGCUUAUAAGGCAUUUACCGGUAGGGAAGAAGAGCAACAGGACGAAGAAGAUGAACAAGAAUGA
Molecule: messenger RNA, 1299 nt
Organism: Zygosaccharomyces rouxii
Lineage: Eukaryota; Fungi; Ascomycota; Saccharomycetes; Saccharomycetales; Saccharomycetaceae
Product: WD40 repeat domain-containing protein
Exons: 1
Coding region: 1-1299 (432 amino acids)
Biological process (GO): regulation of gene expression
Cellular component (GO): Rpd3L-Expanded complex; cytoplasm; Rpd3L complex
Molecular function (GO): histone binding
Source: RefSeq, a predicted model, not a curated record